Molecule: messenger RNA, 618 nt
Organism: Hyposmocoma kahamanoa
Lineage: Eukaryota; Metazoa; Arthropoda; Insecta; Lepidoptera; Cosmopterigidae
Product: meiotic nuclear division protein 1 homolog
Exons: 5
Coding region: 1-618 (205 amino acids)
Biological process (GO): reciprocal meiotic recombination
Cellular component (GO): nucleus
Molecular function (GO): double-stranded DNA binding
Source: RefSeq, a predicted model, not a curated record
AUGUCUAAAAAACGUGGACUGAGUGCGGAUGAGAAGAAGACGAGGAUGUUAGAGAUAUUCCAUAAUAGCAAGGACUUUUUUCAACUUAAGGAGUUAGAGAAGAUAGCACCAAAGGAGAAAGGUAUAACAAUGCAAUCUGUCAAAGAAGUUGUCCAAAGCUUAGUAGAUGAUCAUCUAGUAGACUCAGAGAAAAUAGGGACUUCCAUCUACUUUUGGUCUUUUCCCAGUAAAGCAAAAACUGCAAAAAAGAGGAAACUGAAUGAUUUGAAACAUGAGUUAGGCGAGUGUGCUAAGAAAUUGAAAAAGACAGAAGAUAACAUAGUUGUUGAAUUGGAAGACCGAGAACCGACUGAAGAGCGUUCCCUUCUCAUAAAAACUGUAGAGGAAUUGAAAAAAAAAGAAGAGGCUCUCAAGAAGGAAAUGCAAAAAUACAGAGACUCUGAUCCUGAGUACAUAAAUCAGCUGAAAACUGAGAUGAUUGAUCUGAAAGCGGCCAUUGAUCGUUGGACAGAAAAUAUUUAUAUUCUAAAAUCCUACAUCAAAAACACAUUCCAAAUGGAGAAUGAUGUAAUUGAGCAAAGUUUUAAUAUACCCCAAGACUUGGACUAUUAUGAAUGA